Molecule: messenger RNA, 3735 nt
Organism: Mauremys reevesii (Reeves's turtle)
Lineage: Eukaryota; Metazoa; Chordata; Testudines; Geoemydidae
Gene: MGAT4C
Product: MGAT4 family member C
Exons: 19
Coding region: 2152-3555 (467 amino acids)
Biological process (GO): protein N-linked glycosylation
Molecular function (GO): acetylglucosaminyltransferase activity
Source: RefSeq, a predicted model, not a curated record
CAGCUGAGGUAGCUUUCAGCCUCAGCACCAGUGCCAUUAUGAUGGAUGUUUACAUCUCUUCAUUGAGAGCCAAUUAUCUUGCUUUUGUGUGAGGCCCAAAUAUCACUCAUGCUGCCUGCUUGCACAGAGCACUGUUGGAUCUAGCUGAACGAAUUGUUUUCUCUGUCUCUGGAUGUUCUGUGAUCUGUUGGGUCGUAUACAAUUCCACUUGGACACCAUGUAGAGAUUACAGAGACCUAGGACACCAUGGUCAGGAAUCAGAUGGCAUCCUUCUCACCAAUUCCUUCUCACCACUGCCAGUACUGAGGUAACAGAGCACAGGAAAGACAGGCUCCAGCUCUCAGUUCUAGUGCCUGGCUCCACCAUUGCCUAGAAGAGUGGUGAGCUACCUGCGGCCCAUCAGGGGUCUCCUAUUGUGGUAGCAAGGCUCAAUAGGAUUUAUGAGAAACCAGGAAAUACAGCUGCUGACAUCCAAAGGAGGAGAUGACCUGUUCAUAAUCUAAUGGAAAUACCUUUUCCCCACUUCACACAUAAAUUAAGAAGAAAGUCAAAAUAAAGGUGGCUGAGGCAGACAGGCAUCUGAUAAAGGUUUUCCCCUUUCUAUCCUUUCCACCUGAAGACUCCAGAUAUAACCAGAACCAAAAAUACAAAAGAGGGUCGUAUGGCUGUGGGUGACCCAGGGUGGUGGGAGCAUGUUCAGAGAGAAGGUCUCAUUGCCUCGAGAAAAAGGACAGUUUGAGGGCCAGAGUGAAUUCACCCCAGACUGGACAGGAACCCCCACCCCAUCAUAUUGCUUUUCAGAAUCCAUUCCACAAUGCCCCACACUGGCAGUUAAUUCAGUGCAAGUUUGCAUGAACAGCUUCAACAGGAGCAACCAGCCCCAGAAUAUCCCAUAGUCCAAUGGUUAGAACACUCUUCUGAAAGGUGGAAGAGCCAGUUUAAAUCCCUUUUCUACAUCAGGCAGAGAGAAAAAUGGAACCCUGGUCUCCUACAUUGCAGGGCAUAAAUUGAUUACCUGCUGGGGUAAGGAAGGAAGUUCUUUCCCAACAACUGGAAUGGGGAUGGAGGUUCAUCUUCCUCUCAAUAAUUAAUUGAUAGGCAUUGCUGGAGCUAAAAUGUUAGAUUUGAUGGAUGAAUUGGUGUGAUCAGGUAGCUACUGGAAACUUAUUACCAGAGUCAUGGAGUGGUGUCUGUCUGGUAUGAAAUGAAUACAUGAAGAUCCUUGGAAUUUUUAGCUACCUUGCUAAUCCAUUCUGUCUUUGUAAUAAUUUGGGAGACUUCAACACCAGAAAGGAACUCCUCCCACUUUUGCUUUUUUAAACAGUUCUUUGAGAAGCCCAGCUCUUUUGAAAAAUGAAUGAUCAUUUCUAAAGAUGUGCCAUGGAGACUCAAGUAGGAUCUUUUUUUUUUUUUUUUUUUUGGAAGAGCUUUAGGUAAAAUACAGAACAGUACAAUGUGUAUGCAUAUAUUCUUCAUAUCAAAGAAAUGGCAAGCUGAAGCGCCAUCAGAAAGUAAUAACCACAGUGGAGUCAGUCCCUGAAUGAGAAUUCUCAGGAUGAUGAUGAUGAUGAUGCUGAGAACAGGCUUUGGGAUUGUGAAUAUGAGACAGAAAAUAAAAUGUACAAAAUGAAGAGGGUUUGGCGUGUCUGAAGAUCCAGGCAGAAGCAGCAACCAAGGCUAGAAUUUUGAGUGGACCUAAUAGAAGUUAUUUGGGCUUUUGAGGAUACUGGUGUUGGCUUCUCUUCUUCUAUUAAAGGAUAUUGAACAUUAUAAAGACAACAAGCUGCCAUCUUGUAAAAAUAGAUCACAGGAAAAUAACCCCACCUUUAUGCCAGUGAAUACUGAGCGGAUUUGCAGCUAAUUGUUUGAAAGAUUCGGCCACUGAUACCAAAAUGGCAACAAAACGAUUAGGACACUGGAUGGCUAUCAAAAGGAGGCUAACUGAAUUCACAUACGUUGGGAGCAAAUAUUAAGUUUUCUUCUGAAAAAUUUCAAUUCCACGGUGUUCCGCUAUACAGUGUUAGAAGCUGGAAAUUGAACUGUAACAAAAAAGAAGUUCUGGGAAAAUGCAGGGAAUGUUUCCUUAAAGCACAUACUGAGACCCUAUAUGUUUUUCUUCACGUGAAGCUCACUUUGAAAUAUUUGGAUAAAAUGAGAUGCUUGCGGAAACGAUCAGCAGUAUCAUUCUUGGGAGUCCUUGUCAUUUGCCUGCUGUUCAUGAACUUGUACAUUGAAGAUGGUUAUGUCUUGGAAGGGGACAAGCAAUUAAUCAGAGAAACAGCCACACACCAACUUAAUUCGGAGCGCUAUGUUCACACUUUUAAAGACUUGUCAAAUUUCUCAGGAUCUAUAAAUGUUUCCUACCGCUAUCUAGCUGGCACACCUUUGCCAAGGAAAAGGUAUCUUACAAUUGGACUAUCCUCAGUCAAACGGAAAAAGGGGAAUUAUUUGCUCGAGACGAUCAAGUCCAUAUUUGAGCAGUCAAGUUAUGAGGAACUGAAGGAAAUUACGGUGGUGGUUCACCUAGCAGAUUUUGACUCAUCCUGGUGUGAAGGGAUGGUCCAGGAUAUUUCACAGAAAUUUGCCCAUCACAUCAUUGCUGGCAGGUUAAUGGUUAUCCAUGCUCCUGAGGAGUACUAUCCAGUACUGGAUGGCCUUAAGAGAAAUUACAAUGACCCAGAAGACCGUGUGAAGUUCCGAUCAAAACAAAAUGUAGAUUAUGCUUUCCUGCUUAACUUUUGUGCUAAUCUUUCUGAUUAUUAUGUCAUGCUAGAAGAUGACGUUCGAUGCUCUAAAAACUUCUUGACUGCUGUUAAGAAAGUAAUUACUUCGCGAGAAGGUUCCUAUUGGGUGACUCUGGAGUUUUCCAAACUGGGCUAUAUUGGAAAGCUAUACCACUCCCAUGACCUCCCACGCCUGGCUCAUUUUUUGCUGAUGUUUUACCAGGAAAUGCCUUGUGAUUGGCUGCUAAUCCAUUUCCGUGGGUUGUUAGCUCAAAAGGAUGUCAUCCGCUUUAAGCCAUCUCUGUUCCAGCACAUGGGAUAUUAUUCAUCCUACAAAGGAGCUGAGAACAAACUAAAGGAUGACGACUUUGAAGAGGAUUCGUUUGACAUCCCUGACAACCCGCCCGCAAAUCUUCACACCAACAUGAAUGUAUUUGAAAACUACGAGGCAAGCAAGGCUUACAGCAGCAUUGAUGAGUACUUCUGGGGAAAAGCUCCUUCUACUGGAGAUCUCUAUGUGAUUGUAUUUGAAAAGCCUAUUAAAAUCAGUAAAAUUAAAGUUAUCACUGGAACAGAAGACCGGCAAAAUGACAUCUUGCAUCAUGGAGCCCUGGAAGUUGGGGAAAAGAUUGUAGGGAGCAAAAAAGGGAGGCAAUGUACUACUUACUUGAGACUAGGGGAGUUCAAAAAUGGAAAUUUUGAAAUGACAGAUGUGGAGCACAAAGUUUUGUUUGAUAUUAACUGCAUGAGAAUACUUGUUACCAAAAGUCAAAAAGAAUGGCUGAUCAUUAGGAGCAUUAGUAUUUGGACUUCUCAGCCACCAAAUCAAUAAGGCAAAAUUACUGAAGCUGGUCCUCCUCCUUUCAUGGUGGAGUGAAUGCCAUCGGUUGGGUCCCAACUGGUGUCAUUCCCCAAGGAGACUGACUGACUUCCAAUUAUUUACUGUUGACACUGGAAAUCUGGGGAAAUCAUAAAACAAGCAAAAGCAAUUUAUUUUGUACUAGUCCGCCAG